Meloidogyne enterolobii is the source of this 606-nucleotide messenger RNA. Lineage: Eukaryota; Metazoa; Nematoda; Chromadorea; Rhabditida; Meloidogynidae. The record is from the annotation of a GenBank genome assembly.
AUGGCUAUGCGCCGUUAUGGGACGUGUCCCUCAAAAAAUUUUCACAGAAUUCAAUUAUUCCAAAAUUUAUUCGAAUUUAAAUUUUCAGAUAUGAGAUUUAGUGUUUUAACAGUUAGUGAUUCCUCAUCCCAAAAUCCUUCUCUCGAUAAAAGUGGUCCUUUAUUAAUUGAAUUAUUCUCAAAUUCAUUUAAGUUCAUCGAAAAAGCUCAAUUAAUUGACUACAAAAUUGUGCCGGAUGACAAAAAAGAAAUAGCUGGUUAUUUGCGCAAUAAUUCAACAAAAGUUGAUUGUAUAUUAACAACAGGAGGAACAGGAUUUGCUAAAAGGGAUGUAACCCCAGAAGCAACAAAAGAAGUUAUUGAAAGAGAAUGUCCUGGAAUUGUUACUUCAUUAUUAGUUGGAGGAUUGCGUUCUACACCAUUUGCUGCAUUAACUAGACUUGCAGCUGGAAUUGCUGGCAAUUGUCUAAUUAUUAAUCUUCCUGGUAGUCCUAAAGCUGUACAAGAAGGUUUUGUUAUAUUGGAAGAGAUUUUGCCUCAUGCAAUUUCUCUUUUGAAAGAGGACCUUGAUGAGAUUAAAAAGGAUCACGAAAAUAUUUCACUUUAA